Alosa alosa (allis shad) is the source of this 1313-nucleotide messenger RNA. Its product is annotated as THO complex subunit 4-like. Gene Ontology annotation, cellular component: nucleus. Bases 143 to 1018 code for a protein of 291 amino acids. Lineage: Eukaryota; Metazoa; Chordata; Actinopteri; Clupeiformes; Clupeidae. The transcript is spliced from 6 exons. Gene Ontology annotation, molecular function: mRNA binding. Gene Ontology annotation, biological process: mRNA export from nucleus. The record is from RefSeq and is a predicted model, not a curated record.
CACUUCCGUGGUGUACAUACGCACGGGUGAUAGCAGCUAGCAAGUUGGGUAAUCUUUUGUGACAAGUGUUUUAGUGCUACGAAGAGUUUCGUUUGAAUUAUCGAGCAAUACUUAUCUAAGAACAGUUUAAUAGUGUGGAGAUAUGGCGGACAAACUCAGUAUGUCGUUGGAUGAUAUCAUAAAACAAAAUAAACAACAGAAAGGUGGCGGAAGAUCUCGCAGAGGAAGCGGCAGCAGCCGUGGGGGCAGUGGGGGAUUUCGAAGUGGAUCGGGUCCGACGAGAAAUCGACAAAAUUUCAACCGAGACAGAAAUCCAAGACCGGCUCCAUAUUCCAGGCCUAGAGAACUGCCAGACAAAUGGCAACAUGACAUGUUUGAUGAUGGUUUCGGAAGUAGCAGAGUUCAAAGGCGAGACUCCAGUCCGGUUGUUGGUUUGGAGACCACCGGCAAGCUUCUGGUGUCCAACCUGGACUUUGGGGUGUCUGAUGCUGACAUAAAGGAGUUAUUUAAGGAGUUUGGCAAUCUGACAAAAGCAGCCGUGCACUAUGACCGAUCAGGCCGAAGCCUGGGAACAGCGGACGUCCACUUUGAGAAAAAAGCUGAUGCACUCAAAGCCAUGAAGCAGUACAACGGUGUCCCUCUUGACGGUCGCUCCAUGGAUAUCCAGCUGGUGACUGGACAGAUAACUUCAAGUCGGAGGUCACCGUCAAGGCAAAGCUCAAGUGAAGGAGGACGAGGAGGAGACAGGGACUCCGAUUCCGGUGGAAUCAAGCGACGAGUUCGACUCGGGGCUCGCGACUCUGAUUCUGGCGGCUCUUUCAGACGGGAGCGGCUCGGCGUGCGAGACCCUGAUUUCGCGGGAUCGAGGCGUGAGGGUGGUGGUGGCGGCGGCGGUGGCUACAGAGGAAGAGGAGGACGUGGUGGACGGGGAGGACGACGAAACGAGACCAAACAGCUCACUGCGGAGGAGCUGGACGCACAGCUAGAUGCCUACAUUUCCAAGAUGGACACCAGUUAAGCAGUAUCUGAUGUUAAGCGCUUGACCUAGCCAUUCCCUCCUCCUAUGGAGAAAUGCCAGUCUCGGACCUCAGGAUGGACACUUUUUUUUCUUUUUUUAGGAAUUAGACCUCACAAGAGGUUGUGUACACAGUUGAUGGUCUAUGGAGAGCUUUUUGUGUUUUGUUAUGAUUUUAAAUUUUUCUUCUCCCAGCUCUAUAUGAUUUUAUGCUCUCUAAAUGUUUUAAAUGCAUAGUGGGUUUCUGUAAACACUGUAAUAUUUUGUAAUCCUGUAUUAAACCUACUGUGCCUUUGUA